AUGCCGAACUGGGAACUGCAGAACUGCUGUCAGAAGGACCAGGUCACCUUCUUGGUCACCAUCGGCGUCUUUUCCCUUGUUAUCCUCGCGCUAUGGCGGACAGUACUGCUAACGCCUUUCAAGCUCAUAACCGUGUUUAUGCACGAAGCUAGUCAUGCCAUUGCUUGUAUCCUCACUUGUGGGAAGGUGGAAGGGAUUCAGGUUCACGCCAAUGAAGGAGGUGUGACUCAAACACGUGGUGGCAUAUAUUGGCUGAUCUUACCUGCAGGAUAUCUUGGAUCUUCAUUUUGGGGGAUGCUUUUGAUACUUGCAUCAACCAAUCUUCUUACUGCAAGAAUUGCUGCUGGUUGUUUGGGUCUUGCGCUACUCAUAGUGCUGUUUAUUGCCAAGAAUUGGACGCUUCGAGGACUUUGCAUUGGAUUCAUUGCGUUUCUUGCUAUCAUUUGGGUAUUACAAGAAUACACCAAAGUACGGAUCCUUCGAUAUGUUAUUCUCUUCAUUGGUGUCAUGAACAGUUUGUUUUCAGUUUAUGACAUAUAUGACGACCUAAUAUCUAGAAGAGUCAACUCUAGCGAUGCUGAGAAGUUUGCAGAACUCUGUCCUUGCCCAUGCACAGGUGUUGGAUGGGGAAUGAUCUGGGGAAUGAUAUCAUUCUUGUUUCUCUGUGCAUCUAUAUACCUAGGGCUCGUCAUCUUAUCUUAA
Linum trigynum is the source of this 702-nucleotide messenger RNA. The record is from the annotation of a GenBank genome assembly. NCBI's taxonomy places the organism in Eukaryota, Viridiplantae, Streptophyta, Magnoliopsida, Malpighiales, Linaceae.